Molecule: messenger RNA, 3813 nt
Organism: Ananas comosus (pineapple)
Lineage: Eukaryota; Viridiplantae; Streptophyta; Magnoliopsida; Poales; Bromeliaceae
Product: callose synthase 3-like
Exons: 22
Coding region: 16-3633 (1205 amino acids)
Biological process (GO): (1->3)-beta-D-glucan biosynthetic process
Cellular component (GO): plasma membrane; 1,3-beta-D-glucan synthase complex
Molecular function (GO): 1,3-beta-D-glucan synthase activity
Source: RefSeq, a predicted model, not a curated record
GCUUAUCUAAUAUCCAUGUUGUAUGCCUUCUUUCCUUUGGUGGAGCAGAUCCGAACAUUAGGAAUGUUAAGAUCCCGAUUUCAGUCAUUACCUGGUGCCUUUAAUGCCCGUCUAGUUCCAGUGGAGAAGCCUGAUGAGAAACAAAAGAAGGGUUUAAAGGCUUCUUUGCCCCGCAGAUUUGCUCAGAUGCCUAAUGUUGAUAAGGAGAAGCAAGCAGCUAGAUUCGCACAGAUGUGGAACAAAAUAAUUACUAGUUUCCGAAAGGAAGAUCUUAUAAGCAACAGGGAAAUGGAAUUGCUACUCGUUCCGUAUGUGGCAGAUCGUGCUUUAGACCUUAUACAGUGGCCUCCCUUCUUGCUUGCCAGUAAGCUCCCAAUAGCACUGGAUAUGGCUAAAGAUAGCAAUUGCAAAGAUCGUGAGCUAAGAAAGAGACUUGAGGCUGAUAGUUACAUGGAUUGUGCUGUUCGUGAAUGCUAUGCUUCAUUUAAAAACAUCAUCAAGUACCUAGUUGAGGGUGAACAAGAGAAAAAGGUUAUAAAUAUCAUAUUUGAUGAAGUUGACAGUUGUAUAGAAGAUGGUAAACUUAUAAGUGAUGUGAACAUGCGAGCUCUUCCUGCUCUCUAUGACCAAUUCGUCAAGUUAAUACAAUAUUUGCUGGAUAACAGGCAAGAAGACAGGGGUCAGGUUGUCAUUCUUUUCCAAGACAUGCUAGAGGUUGUGACAAGGGAUAUAAUGGAAGAACAACUUUCUAGUCUCCUGGACUCUAGUCAUGGAGGUUCAUAUGGAAGGUAUGAGGGCAUGAAACCUUUGGAUGAACAGUAUCAGUUAUUUGCAUCAGCUGGGGCUAUCAAAUUUCCUGUGCCAGUAACAGAUGCUUGGAUAGAGAAGGUUAAAAGGCUUGAUCUACUGCUUACUGUGAAGGAAUCUGCAAUGGAUGCACCAACCAACUUAGAAGCGCGAAGGCGUAUUUCUUUCUUUAGCAAUUCUUUGUUUAUGGAUAUGCCUGAUGCACCAAAAGUUCGUAACAUGCUUUCAUUCUCUGUGCUGACACCAUACUAUAAUGAGGAUGUACUUUUCUCUUUGAAUAAUCUUGAGGAGCCAAAUGAAGAUGGAGUUUCCAUUAUUUUCUAUUUGCAGAAAAUUUAUCCAGACGAAUGGACCAACUUCCUUGAACGGGUUGGAUGUAAAUCAGAGGACGAACUCCGGGGUAGUGAUGAACUGGAAGAGGAGCUUCGUUUGUGGGCAUCUUACAGAGGCCAAACAUUAACUCGAACUGUUAGAGGUAUGAUGUACUAUCGGAAAGCUCUGGAACUUCAAGCAUUCCUGGACAUGGCCAAAGAUGAAGAUCUUAUGGAAGGUUACAAAGCAGCUGAGUUGAUGUCGGAAGAACAUUCAAAACUGGAAAGAUCCUUGUGGACCCAAUGUCAAGCUGUAGCUGACAUGAAGUUCACCUAUGUGGUAUCUUGUCAGCAGUAUGGUAUUCAUAAGCGGUCUGGUGAUCAUCAUGCCCAAGAUAUUCUGAAGCUCAUGACUACGUAUCCAUCUCUCCGUGUAGCAUAUAUUGAUGAGGUUGAAGAAACUGGGAAAGAUAAGAAGAUAGAGAAGGUUUACUACUCUGCCUUAGUAAAGGCUGCUCUAUCUAACGUUGAUAAUCCUGCUGACCCAGUGCAAAAUCUUGACCAGGUUAUUUAUCGGAUAAAGCUUCCAGGCCCUGCAAUUCUGGGUGAAGGAAAGCCUGAAAAUCAAAACCAUGCCACAAUUUUUACUCGCGGAGAAGGUCUACAGACUAUUGACAUGAACCAGGAUAACUACAUGGAGGAGGCGCUUAAAAUGAGGAACUUAUUGCAAGAGUUUUUGAAGAAACACGAUGGUGUUAGAUAUCCAUCAAUACUUGGAGUUAGAGAGCAUAUAUUCACUGGCAGUGUUUCUUCUCUUGCAUGGUUUAUGUCGAACCAGGAGACUAGCUUUGUGACUAUUGGACAACGUUUACUUGCAAACCCUUUAAGGGUUCGCUUCCACUAUGGUCAUCCGGACAUAUUUGAUAGGAUUUUCCAUAUCACCAGGGGUGGAGUUUGUAAAGCAUCCAAGAUUAUUAACCUCAGUGAAGACAUAUUUGCAGGUUUCAACUCGACUCUUCGUCAAGGUAGUGUUACACAUCAUGAAUACCUGCAAGUUGGUAAGGGAAGAGAUGUCGGCCUAAACCAGAUCUCAUUAUUCGAAGCAAAGAUAGCAGAUGGAAAUGGUGAGCAAACCCUGAGUCGUGACAUAUACAGGCUUGGACACCGUUUUGACUUCUUUAGGAUGCUGUCAUGCUACUUUACCACUGUGGGUUUUUAUUUUAGUACCCUGGUGACAGUUCUCACUGUCUAUGUUUUCCUCUAUGGGCGCCUUUAUCUUGUCCUAAGUGGACUAGAAGAAGGCCUUGCAACUGGUAGAAGGUUUAUUCAUAACCAGUCCCUUCAGGUUGCUCUCGCCUCCCAGUCCUUUGUGCAGCUUGGCUUUCUGAUGGCCCUCCCAAUGAUGAUGGAAAUUGGCCUAGAAAAAGGGUUCCGCAAAGCCCUAAGUGAAUUCAUACUGAUGCAGCUACAACUAUCAUCUGUAUUCUUCACAUUUUCUCUUGGAACUAAAACCCACUACUAUGGAAGAACCUUACUUCAUGGAGGUGCUGAAUACAGACCCACGGGUCGUGGAUUCGUGGUCUUCCAUGCUAAGUUCGCAGACAACUACAGGCUUUACUCUCGAAGUCAUUUCAUAAAGGGCAUUGAGCUAAUGAUUCUGCUAGUCGUCUACCAAAUCUUUGGCCAGUCAUAUAGGUCGACGAUUUCGUACAUUUUCAUCACAAUAUCUAUGUGGUUUAUGGUAGGGGCAUGGCUUUUUGCGCCUUUUCUAUUUAAUCCCUCAGGAUUCGAGUGGCAAAAGAUUGUUGAUGACUGGACUGAUUGGAACAAGUGGAUCACCAACCGCGGCGGGAUUGGUGUGCCUCCACAAAAAAGCUGGGAGUCGUGGUGGGAGAAGGAGCAUGAACAUCUGAAGUACUCUGGAACACGCGGAAUUUUGGCUGAGAUUGUGUUAUCGCUGCGUUUCUUUAUUUACCAAUACGGCCUUGUCUAUCACUUAAGCAUAACCAAAAAGACCAAAAGUGUCUUGGUUUAUGGUAUCUCAUGGCUUGUAAUUUUGGUGGUACUGCUGGUUAUGAAGACUGUGUCUGUCGGGAGGCGGAGAUUCAGCGCAAACUUCCAGCUAGUUUUUCGACUGAUCAAGUUUUUGAUAUUUGUAACAUUUGUUACCAUCUUGAUCACUCUAAUCGCCCUUCCUCACAUGACAGUGCAAGAUAUUCUCGUGUGCUUCCUAGCUUUCUUGCCUACUGGAUGGGGAUUGCUUCUGAUAUCUCAGGCUUGUAAGCCUCUAGUUCGACGGGCCGGGCUAUGGGGAUCGGUACGCGCCCUAGCACGUGGCUACGAGAUCAUGAUGGGUUUGCUUCUCUUCACCCCCAUUGCCUUUCUAGCUUGGUUCCCAUUUGUUUCCGAGUUUCAAACUCGCAUGCUGUUUAACCAAGCCUUUAGCAGAGGCCUGCAAAUUUCUCGUAUCCUCGGUGGGCAGAAGAAAGACCGCCCAUCUCGCGCCAAGGAUUGAUCUGGUAUAUUUAUAAGGUGCAUUUCUCCUUUCAAUUCCAGGAUCGUCGGAUUUUGAACCCCCUUUUUUUUAUGUAGCACAAUUGUAUAUCUCUUGUAAUUAUAAGAAUGGACUAAAGCUGUUACAAUUCGGACUAAAAUUAUUUCUUCAGGAAAGUUACAUAUGAAAGUGUGUAAAGUA